Molecule: messenger RNA, 849 nt
Organism: Arachis stenosperma
Lineage: Eukaryota; Viridiplantae; Streptophyta; Magnoliopsida; Fabales; Fabaceae
Product: axial regulator YABBY 4-like
Exons: 6
Coding region: 122-763 (213 amino acids)
Biological process (GO): multicellular organism development; cell fate commitment; plant ovule development
Cellular component (GO): nucleus
Source: RefSeq, a predicted model, not a curated record
AUUAAACUAUUAAUUAGCUUCUUCAACUAUAUCUAUAUGCAGUAUAUAUAUAAAUGCUUCAAUUCGUUUCCAUUACUUUUCUAUCUCCUCAUCACUCUGAUAUAAUUAAUUAAUAUUAAGCAUGUCAUCAAAUAGAACACUAGUGAGGCAUGUGUUUGAUGUUCCUGAAGAGAUAUGUUACGUGCAAUGUGGAUUGUGUUCAUCCAUUUUAGUGGUCAGUGUGCCAUGCACCAGCAUGUCAAUGGCGGUUCUCAGUGUCAGAUGCGGCCACUGCUCAACCAUUCUCUCUGUCAACAUGAUCAAACCUUCCUUUCUUCCUUCUCUGGUAACCCCUUCCAAUCAGAUAAAUAUUGAGGAUGGCAACAAGAUUAGCACUUUGAACACUCUUAAUAAUUAUAAUGAUUGUGAGGAAGCCAAUAAUAAUGUAACUACUCCAUUCACAACUGAUUCUGCUCCCAAUAAACCACCAGAAAAGAAACAGCGAACACCCUCGGCUUAUAACUGUUUCAUCAAAGAAGAGAUUAAGAGGCUUAAAGCUGAAAACCCUGAAAUGGCCCACAAGGAAGCUUUCAGUACUGCUGCAAAAAAUUGGGCCAAUUUCCCCCCAUCUGAGUAUAGAAGAGGAGAUGAUGAAAUUGACGAAGAGCGCUCUACCCACACACCCCAACUUGCUAAUAAUAAUAAGGUGAAUAUUGAAGAAGGUGAAGAUCGACGUGGAAGAAAGAAUCUAGAGAAUUCUAUGAUAAAUGCACCGUUCAAGUGAAGAAAUAAAAAGAUGUUCUCAGAAUCAUUCUUUAAAAAAAAAAAAAAAAAAAAAAAAAAAAAAAAAAAACAGAAUGGAAAAGGAAA